This is a messenger RNA of Cyclocybe aegerita, 3390 nucleotides long. The record is from the annotation of a GenBank genome assembly. NCBI's taxonomy places the organism in Eukaryota, Fungi, Basidiomycota, Agaricomycetes, Agaricales, Hemipholiotaceae.
AUGACGCAAUUGGAAGGAUGUCCACACAGCCGCCGACUUGAACGAUCGCCCUCUGCCCAAGUUCCAUCCAGCUCUACCAGUGCAAACACCCAUCGCGCUUCCCUCAACCACCCACCCACCACCGAUAUCCGCGCACGACACUACGAGAGCGCCAAAAUGGAGGGUCUACUCGAUUUCUCGAGGGAGUUCGACAUCGGUCUCAUGGACAAAGUCGUAAUGGCGUUCUACACUGGAGCCGGACAAGAACAACAACUCGCCCAGCAAAUUCUAACGCAGUUUGAAGACAACCUGGACUCAUGGACGCGAGUACCUGACAUUCUUGAGAAAUCGUCCUUUCCUCAGUCCAAGUACAUUGGCCUCCAAAUUCUGGAGAAGCUUAUCACAACCCGAUGGAAGACGCUUCCAGAUGGGCAAAGACAAGGCAUUCGGAAUUUUAUUGUGGGCAUUACGGUCAAGGUCGCUUCUGACGAGGUCGCGUUCCGCAAAGAGAAGACAUACGUGAACAAGCUCAAUCUUGCCCUGGUCCAAAUCCUCAAGCAAGAAUGGCCGCAUAACUGGCCCACCUUCAUCACUGAGCUCGUUGAAUCAUCCAAGACCAACCUCUCCCUGUGCGAGAAUAACAUGGUUAUUCUGAAGCUGUUGUCGGAGGAAAUUUUCGACUUCUCUGCAGAGCAGAUGACGCAAGCCAAAGUCAAGAACCUUAAGAACCAGAUGUGUGGCGAAUUCUCCGAAAUCUUCAAACUCUGUUCGGAGGUCCUGGAGGAAGCGCAGAAAGUGUCCCUCAUCAAAGCCACUCUCGAAACCCUUCUUCGAUUCCUUAAUUGGAUCCCCUUGGGCUACAUAUUUGAGACCACCAUUAUCGAUCUCCUCCUCAAUCGCUUCCUUGAGGCUCCUGAAUUCCGAAACGUCACUCUUAAAUGUUUGUCGGAGAUAGCGGCCCUCAAUGUCGGUCCAGAAUACGAUCCAAAAUUCGUAAUUCUCUUCGCCAUGGUCAUGACAUCAGUCAACCGUAUGAUCCCACCGAGCACGAAUAUUGCUCAAGCAUACAUGAACGCGGGCGAUUCUGGGCAAGAGCUCGUUCUUAACCUUGCAAUGUUCUUGGCCAACUUCCUAUCCAACCACCUUCGCGCGGUAGAGUCGGAGCAAAACCGUGACGUCCUCCUCAACGCCCAUCUCUAUAUGGUCAAGGUUUCGCAAGUCGACGAACGCGAGAUCUUCAAGAUUUGCUUGGAAUACUGGCUGAAGUUGGUGGCGGAGCUGUAUGACGAGCUUCAGAGUUUGCCCAUCGGGGAUUCCGGGCUCUUGAUGGGCUUGAGCUUGGGUGGUACCAAUGGCGCUCAGAAUAUGCUGAACGGUAUGUCGCUACGCAAGAAUAUCUACAGUGAUGUGCUGUCAAAUCUUCGUUUGGUCGUUAUCGAACGAAUGGUAAAGCCGGAGGAGGUCUUGAUCGUUGAGAACGAUGAAGGAGAAAUUGUCCGAGAGUUCAUGAAGGAGAGCGAUACCAUCGUGCUCUACAAGUCCAUGCGUGAACUGCUUGUGUACUUGACCCAUCUUGAUGUGACCGACACUGAGACCAUCCUAACGGAGAAGCUUGCCAAGCAAGUAGACGGUAGCGAAUGGUCAUGGAAUAACCUGAACACCCUUUGCUGGGCCAUCGGUUCAAUUUCUGGUGCAAUGAACGAGGAAACGGAAAAACGCUUCCUGGUUACUGUCAUUAAGGACCUCCUUGGUUUGUGCGAAAUCAAACGCGGAAAGGAUAACAAGGCGGUGGUCGCCUCCGACAUCAUGUACAUCGUCGGCCAAUAUCCUCGAUUCCUCAAAGCCCACUGGAAAUUUCUGAAGACUGUUGUCAACAAGCUCUUCGAAUUCAUGCACGAGACACACGAGGGUGUCCAGGAUAUGGCUUGUGACACCUUCAUCAAAAUCGCCCAGAAAUGCCGUCGGCACUUCGUCAUGCAGCAAUCCGGAGAACAGGAGCCGUUCGUGGAUGAGAUCCUGCGACUGCUGCAUAGAAUUACAGUCGAUUUGUCCCCACAGCAGGUCCAUACUUUCUAUGAAGCUGUUGGAUACAUGAUCUCUGCGCAACCCAACAAGCCCCAGCAGGAGAAGCUCAUUGCUAAGCUCAUGGAGCUGCCAAAUAAUGCCUGGGAUUCCCUCAUGGCGCAGGCUGCUCAAAACAUGGACGUCCUCUCCAGUAGUGAUAAUAUCAAAAUUCUUGCAAACGUCUUGAAGACGAACGUUUCUGCAUGCACUUCAAUCGGUAGCUUUUACCUCCCCCAACUAGGUCGAAUUUUCUUGGAUAUGCUUGGCCUCUACAAAGCAGUCAGUGGAAUUGUCAGCGAAACGAUUCAGAAAGAGGGCCCAGUCGCAACGAAGACGCCUAAAGUUAGGCAGCUUCGAACAGUGAAGAAGGAAAUACUCAAACUUAUGGAGACAUAUGUCAAAAAGGCGGAGGAUCUAGAGGCUGUUAACGCCAACUUUAUGCCACCGCUUCUGGAUGCUAUUUUGGGCGACUACAACCGCAAUACUCCGGCCGCCCGAGACGCUGAGGUGCUGAACGUGAUGGCCACCAUCAUUUCAAGACUUGGGCCGCUUCUUACACCCCAAGUACCGGCCAUUCUGGAUGCUGUCUUUGAGCCAACUUUGAACAUGAUCAACCAAGACUUUGCUGAGUUCCCGGAGCAUCGGGUCGGCUUCUUCAAGCUCUUACGCGCGAUUAAUUUGAAUUGCUUCCCUGCAUUGCUGACAAUCCCUCCGACCCAGUUCAAGCUGUUCAUGGACAGCAUUAUCUGGGCAAUCAAGCACACGAUGCGCGAUAUCUCGGAUACUGGGUUGAACUUGUGCCUCGAGGUUGUCAACAAUUUCGCCACAGCGGCAGACCCAGCCGUGACAAGCGCGUUUUUCCAGCAAUACUUCCUCAGCAUCAUGCAGGAUAUUUUCUUUGUCCUAACUGAUACCGAUCACAAGAGUGGAUUCAAGUUGCAGAGCGUGUUGCUCGCCCGCAUGUUCCAACUGGUGGAAAUGAACGUCAUCCAAACGCCGUUGUUCGACCCGUCGACGGUCACUGAUCCCGGCGUGAAUAAUACCACGUUCCUGCGAGAAUACACGGCGAACUUGCUCAAGACCGCCUUCCCUCAUGUGCCGAAUUCGCAAGUGCAAGUUUUCGUUACCGCUCUUAUCGAAAACCAUAACGAUAUCAACCGCUUCAAGCUCGCUUUGCGCGACUUCCUCAUUCAGCUCAAGGAGUUCUCUGGGGACAACACUGAGCUGUACUUAGAAGAGAAGGAGCUCGAGAGCCAGCAGAAGGCCGAGGCCGAACGCCAGGCGGCCAUGCGGAUUCCCGGCAUGCUCAAGCCCAGUCAACUAGAAGAUAAGGACGAGGACAUUUGA